UGCGUCUUCAACAGCAGCCACCAACAAAAUGGAAAUGAAAGAGAAUGAUAAGACAUGGAGAAUGAGCCCAGACAGUGAAUCUUCAUGGACUACUGAUGCCGAGGCCAGUUCUGGGAAGAAAUUCACCAUUCCAAAGAUCAGGAGAACAACUGAGAAAGUUUACUUGUCUUCGUGUCUCACCAACACAAGAGAGUAUGACUUCAUACAUGGCACUCUGAAGCAGUGCAGGCUUAAUACAAGCUGUGACCUGCAGGUCACGUGGCAGUUUGGAGAUACAAAGCUGGUCCGCAAUGAGUAUCUCGAAAAACAGUUUUCUGCUAAGAGGUUAGAGAUGCGUGAGAAUGGAAGAUACGGCAGAGAACUGGAAGAACAUUUCUGCUUCUUAGCACUUCCUCAGAGUGCUAUGGUAGAAAUCUACCAGAAUGGGCCGAGUACCAGAGCAUCCCCACUGAAGAUACUCGGGAAUCCUGUUCUUGGAGUUUAUAUGUUUAGACAUGUUGAUGUUGCCUUGAACUACGCUCAUAGUCGAAGCACUACUGUAGAAAGUAUUAUGAUUUUUAAGGUUCUCUUUGGAAAAGUAAAGAAAAUUCAACCUUGUAUGGAUAAAAACAAGGUUUCUCUGGAUCCUUCUCCUAACUUUGAUUGCCACAUGUCAAGAAAUAUGCCUUCUCUGAAAGAUACCAUUGAGCUACAAGCCUACAAUUCAGUGGUGUACUUCUAUGAAUAUGAUUUCUUUUCAAGGCCAGUAGAUAAACCUAGACAGUGUCUUCCAUAUGCAGUAGUAACAGUAAAAUAUAUUGGUCAAAAGGCAGGUAGUGGACAACUUAUAACAUCGCUGAGAUUCCCAUCCACAGGAUUUCCUAAGAGGCUUGAAAGAGCAUGUUCUCUGAGUAACUGUACAAUUGCCAAAAGAAUUGGAAAAGGAAAAGAUGCUACAGUCAUCUUUGAGCACUUCAGGAAACCUGUCGAUUCGUUUGUUCAGGAAAAUUGUCCGUGCAAAGCACUAAAUUCCGAGAUGGGUCCUUCCAACUCAGAUGCUUCUAGUUCUUAUGGAAAUGUGCAAAAUGGAAACAGUUCUAUGUUUGAAGGAUACAAUGGACAGAUAGAUAAUUCAUCAGAAGUUAGAGAUGCUUCUCAAGUACACACACACAGUUCAGAUCUUUCUUUCAUGCCCACUGCUAACACAGCAAGUGGUAAUGGUGACCUGUUCAGUGUGACAUACCUUAGAAGUAUUUUAAAUAGUAUUUCUGCUGUUCUCCCCUCUCCGAGCAGUAUUGGCUCAAGUACAGUUAUUACUUCAAAACUUAUUAAGGACCCAAGACUGAUAAAGAGAGAACAAAGCAUGAGAAAACAAAAUAAUUCUGCAGGGUUAAGUGAUGUUUUGCCAUUUGAUCAGAGUGUGGGUCAUGGUAAUUCAGAAAUAAAGCUGACAUGUAUGCCAGCUAGUUCCGUCUCUUCACCUGAAACUACCCCUGCUGAUAAUGCUGUUACUAAUUGUGCAGAUGCUACUUGCUUCAGAUUCUCUUCUGAAAGUUCACACUGUCAGGUUCACAAUAUGGCCUCAAAGGACUGUGACUGUACAGCAUCUAGUAAAAUUGCUACUACAGAACAAUGUAAAGAACAAAACAGUUUUUCCUUCCCUUAUUAUUUACCAAAUGCAUUUUCAGAUGUUGGGAAACAAAAAUACAAUGAAGAAAAGGCCCAGAGAGCCCAAAAGGGAAGCAACAUCCCAGUUUUAACUGAGCAAAGCAAUGAGCCACAGAAAUCCUGUGAAUCAGGAAAAAAUACUUAUAGUAAAGACUCUCCGAGUCACAUCUCUAAGGCAUUGUGGUCUUCUGAUUUAAACGAUACAUAUAAGGUUGGUCACCAGAUGUCUGCACUCUUCCCAGUCCAGAAAAAAGGAAGCCUAGAUGAAUAUGUGCAAAAUACUGGAAUGAUAAGAACCUUCAUCAGCCCAGAGGACAAUUCUAAACAUGUUGUGAACCAAACUUGGUGGAACAAAACUGUUAAUUAUUUUACUAAUGAAACUAAAAGCCCAAUUGAUAAUUGCAUUACACUGCACCAGGAACACGAAGAUGAAAAUCUUAAUCCUUUUAGGGGAAAUUGUGAAAAAAUACCAGUUACUCAUAAGUUACAAAUGUCCACAUCUCCUAUAUCUACCACAAAGGAUAAAAAUGAACAAGAUCAUGCAGCAUUGAAAUUAGAGUAUAGUCUUACUCCGAAUAUGAGGUGCCUUUCACAAAAGAACCCUCACUACUCUUUGGAGCACAGAGAUAAUAUUCAUACAAAUUUUGCCAUGGCUCAAGGGCUAAUAGAAUUGAAAGCAGUACAAAAUAAUCAGAACUUUAUUAACAUUAUGACUGAUGCUUUCCAGGAAGCCAAAGAUGAUCCCCUGGCCAGAGAUCAACUCAUUGAUAGAGUUAUUUCAUCUUCUGCCAUUGACAUAUCUCUUGACAGUUCAGGUUGCAACAUAGUUGGAGAAUAUAUGUACAUCCAGAGGGAAAAUGAAAAUGAGGUGGUGUCAGAGUGUAACCUUCAAAAAGAUUGCAGAGGAAGUUCUCAUAUUAAAGAUGAUGUGCAGGACGACAGCCUGUCUUCUGAUGCAGAGUUGAGCUCUGAUCUGAAUUUGAAAAUUAAUUUGCAUGAACAAAGAGAUGAUGGAAAUCCAAUUGAGGCUAAAGAGAAAGAUAGUGCUGCUUCAUCUCCAGAGUACAAUACAGGUAACAUAAAUGAGAGUGAGAAUAUAGUUGAAAUGAAGGAAAUUGAGAGUAACACCAAAGGAGAAGUUCUGAAUUCUGAAGAAGGUUCCACAUUUAAGGCAGUUUGGGGAAAGAAAGGUAGACCAGCAAAAACUACAUCAUCAGAUAGUGAAGACAGUAUGGCUGCCAUAAAACAAAAACAUGCACCAAAUGAUGGAAGAAGUGUGGAACACUUGGUGUCCACAUUUCCAGAAACAGAAGGUUCUUCAGUGUGUGUAGCUUCAAAUGCUACAAAACAAGUAGUUGGUACUACUGUUCUUACGUUAAGCACAGAUUGUGAGGAUCAACAAAAACACCAGCUAAAGAAAACUUGCUCCUCUGAGAUUUCAGAUUUAGGUUUAGUAAAACAUGGCAUUUCUGAUGAAAUUGAUACUGAUAAAGAUAAAUUACAAGACUUACAUCAGUUAAUAACUGAGGAUUCGGUUCUUCAAACUUGUGAAUUGGGUAGUGAAAUUGAAGUAGAACUUGAAGAAUGUAAUGAUGCUUCUGUGUUGCAACAAAAUAUACAUAGCCAUGGAAAUGUUCUUUGUGAAGAAUUUGAGUUAUAUGAGACCCUGAAGUCCCGGAUUGAUUGGGAAGGCCUAUUUGGAAACAGUAAUGAAGAGAUGGAAACCUCAAGUUUUGCAAGAAGGGAAGAUACUGAUCCACAUCAUUCCACAGACUGUAAUUGUAUGUCUUUUUCUUCACAAAAAGACAAAAGAGAGCUCCACAACCCAAUUUUUCUUCCAGAUCUACAAGUUACAAUUACAAAUUUAAUUAGUCUAAGAGUCAGACCCACUGAUGAUUCUUUAGAGUUGAAAGAUAAUUUUUACAAACAUGUAACUGAACCCACAGAAUCAGAAGCAAAUAAGGAGAAGGUGUUUGGAUUUGACAUUUAUUCCCAACCUUAUGGAGAAAAUUCAGGUUUUUCAUGUGAAAAUAAAUUUGGUAAUUCAGUGCAAGAAUCAGGACAUGUGGGCAAAUCUGGAAUUUCCCAUUCUUCCAAUUCGAGUCAUAAUACACAUGUGAGUCACAUAUAUGGAAAACCAGACAGUGAUUCUUUGUCUACUCUGCCGUCUAAUGUCACAGUAAUCAAUGAUAAGAGUAAAUGUCCAACAAAAUCAAAACCUGACUUCAGUGACACUAGAAAUAAAAAGGACAUGGAACCAAGAAGUAACAAAAGAAGCCUACAUGCAUCUUCUAGGGGUCAGAAUAUAUCCCGGAAAGAUUUCAGGCAGCAUGAAACACAUGAGGAGAAGAAGAGGAAGCCAACAAGUCAUGACUCCUUUGAACGUUUUACUUCCCUAUCUCAAGGACGAAUUAAAACAUUUUCACAGUCAGAAAGGCACAUUAGGAGUGUACUGAAUAUUCUAAAUAAUGAAGCAUCUUUAUGUAAAAGUAAACAUCUGUCCAGAAAACUGGACAAAGCUGUUCUUCACUUAAAAAAAGCUCAUAGAAGAGUUCAUACAUCUUUGCAGCUUAUAUCUAAAGUGGGGAAAAAGGGAAAGGGCCCAUUACCAAAAGCAUAUGCAAUAAUAUGCAAUAAUUUCUGGGAAAGUUGUGAUCUUCAAGGUGAUAGUUGGAUGUCUGAAAGAAGAUACUCUACUAGGCAUUUUUUAUCCAAAAGAAGAUAUGACAAACAGGAAGAGAAAAGAUUAUUAAGAUUUGAUUUUGAUGAAUCAUUGGCCCCGGUAUCAAAGCACAGAUCUUAUAGAACAGACAGAGAGAGAAUUGCAGAGUGCCUUUCCAGCGAAAUUAUGUCUGGCCAUGUCUCCAGUAGUCUUACCACUUUCCAUGUGAGAGAAUUUUGUGAUGAAGAACAACUUCAUGAAUCACAGUUACCCCUAGCCUAUACAUCCCAGAGUAUAAAUCAACGAGAACACACUAAUAGCAUUGGGAGAAAUGCAAGCUCUUCUGAACUUGAGCAUUUUUCUGAAAGCAGUGGAUAUAUGCUUUACCCAGAUGAAACACUAACAGAAAAAGAGUAUCAGACUGAUACAUGGUUAUCUAAUAGUGACUCUGCAAAGCUUGAAAACCAUUCAACAUGUAAUAUUAAGGAUAUAACACGAGAAAAUAAUUCUGAAGAGAAAACAGUGGUAUGUGAAAGUAAUUCAGUGUCUAUAAGUUUCAUAAAAGAAAACAUAAGUCAUAGUCGAGACAAAAGUUAUGAUGUAACUUUUAAAGCUAACACUGACAUACUUGUUUCAGUUUUAGACUCAAACAAAAAGCACUUUUUAAAUGUUGGUAUCUCUGAACAAGAUAACCUUGUAUGUGAUGGUACUAGAAAUGGGGAAACAAUUUUUCCUGUAGGAAAGUGUACAGUUCUUACAGAGAUCACACCACACAUUCCUACAGGAACUAUAGCAAACAGAGGGUACACUAUUCCUCCAUUGUCACCAAUUCUAGUAACAGCUGGUGAGGAAGAAUCUCCUGUGGGGGGGAAUGAACUCUUUCAUAUAAAGGAGAAUGAGGUGAAUAUUACUAAGCAGUCUGAAUUGGAUCUAACACCAGUAACUGAAGAAAGUCGUAAGAGAAAUAUAAAAGAACUACCUUCCAGUGAUAGUUCUCUGCUCUUAAAAGGGAAUGUAAAUGGUCCUUCCAAAACAUAUGUUGCAAAAUACAUUGAGGAAGAAAAAAUGAGAAAAAUUGAGCAGGCAGUUUACCAAAAAAUGAUUACUGAAGAAUCAACUGUAAUUAUUGGGUAUAAACAUCAGAGUAAGAUCCUAAAAGAAGAAUCCUUCUACUUACCCAAGAAAAUAAAUAAAAACAACUUGACUGGUUCUCGUCUAGGCAUUAAAAAUUCUACUCUAGAGACAAUUACCUUGAAAAACAUUCUUAGUCAACUUAGUAAAAAACAGAAAGCAAGGCAAAUUAAGCAACUUAGUAACUACUCUCAAGCUGACUGUCCCUCCAAACCAACCACUGCAGAAACCAGUCAUAGGCCUGUUGUCCAUGAGAACUCUGAAGUAACUGCUCCUCCAAAGAAGCCUCUGUCACACAUGCAGGAAUUACAAGAAGAAUGUCGCUUAGCUAAUUACUCAUCCCAUAUGACAGAACUGUCUCAGAUUUUACAGAGAGCAGAUAAAGCAGCGUCUUCACAGAUUUUAGAAAAAGAGACUAAAGUUUGUGAAAAUAUUCUCCCUGUAUUUGUUGAAGCUUUUGAAAGAAAGCAAGAAUGUUCACUUAACCAAAUCCUGAUUUCAAGAAAGCUGUUGGUAGAACAGAACUUGUGGAAUAAUUGUAGACUAAAAUUAAAACCAUGUGCUGUUGAUACUUGGGUAGAACUUCAAAUGGCAAUGGAAACUAUCCAGUUCAUUGAAAACAAAAGAAGGUUUUUAGAAGGUGAACCAACAUUCCGAAGUUUGCUGUGGUACGAUGAGACCUUGUACAGUGAGCUGUUUCCCAGGCCACGUGGAUAUCAGCUGCAGUCCAAUUUCUAUCCUGCUUUUCAAGGACGAUUAAAAUAUAAUGCAUUCUGUGAGUUACAAAGUUAUCAUCAUCAGUUAGUUGAAUCCUUAACACAAACAAAACAAGGAAAUAAUUCAUACUAUGCAUUCUUAAAAUACAAACGGCAAAUAAAUGAAUGUGAAGCCAUAAUGAACCACUAUUCUGAUUGCUUUGACUUUUGUCUUUCUGUUCCAUUUGCUUCUGGAGUUAACUUUGGAGAUAGUUUAGAAGACUUGGAAGCCUUAAGAAAAAGUGUUCUGAAGCUGAUCAGUAUACAUGGGAGCUCUCCUAAAGUUCAUUCUUAUCCAGGGAAAGAAGACCAUUUGUGGAUUAUUUUAGAAGUGGUCUCUUCAAAGGUUAGUUUUAUCAAGAGCAGUGAAGAAAUAAGUAUCAAAAUCUGUCUUUAUGGUCUGGAACAUAUAUAUUUUGAUGCUGCAAAAAGUCUUGUAUGGAAAGGGAAAAGCCACUCUUUCCCCAAAAAUUAUUCUGAAAAGAACCGAGAAAUAGAGAAGAUGUAUGAAUGUGCUUUUUCUAAGUGGAAGAAGAUCUAUGAUGUCUUGUCUAAGGAUUUAAACAAUGAAUUAACUCCAAGUAAUGGGCUUGAAGAAGAUGGCAUGAUUGCUUCCAAACAGUCAGCUCUAGUUAGCAUUCCAGACUGUAAGCUGAACAAAGCGUGGCUUUCAUACCCAAAUAUUGGUUGUAUUAGUGAGAUACUGGAUCAAGCUGAAUCUGCAGACCUAGAAAAGUUACAGGAUCUCACUCUCAAAUGUACAGUUCACUUAGAAAUUUUAAAAAAACACUUCCAGAUGCUACAAGAAGAUAAAAUAGAUAAUAUUUUUAUCACUGAAGAAAAUGUUUUAGAUAUGCUAAACCACAACCUUGGGGCUGUGAUUUUAAAGCCUGAAGCUAUUGAGAUUUACAUUGAAGCUGCCAUGCUCUCAGAAACCAUUCACUUUCUUAAAAAUUCAAUAGCAAAGAAACUACACAAUCAGAGGUUUCGAGGUAUGCUCUGGUUUGAUUGGUCUCUUCUUCCUGAACUUGUUGGCUGCCAAAAAGAAAUGGCUUCCUUUUCAGCUGAUGACAACCAAACAGAUUGCCUUUGGAAAGUGAUAGAGACCAUGAUUUCUCACCUUAAGAAAGAGCUAGGUGUUAUCUGUGACUACAGUGAAGCUGUUAAUUGUUCCUAUGCUCAGCGUUUAUUCUCUAGAGAACUUAAGGAACUUUCGGGAAUUAAAAGGCUUCUAAAUGCUUCUAAGUAUUCAAUUCCCACGUAUAUUGACUUGGCACCACAUAUCGCAUCUGUAAAUUAUGGAAACACUGUGGCAGAAUUAGAACAUAACUACAACCAGCUUUUCACAUUACUCAAAAAUAUAAUGUCUGUCCCUCAGAAAGAUUUUGGAAAAAUGGUCCAUAUUAUGAAAGUUCUAAAGACAAUUGAACAUAUGAAGAUGAUAAGUGCUAAAGGUACCAAGUUGUCCACUCAUCUCCUCUUUUUCCAAAUGCUGCGUAACAGAAGAAACACUUUGCAACUAAAGAGAAAAGAAAAGAUGGGUACUCCCAUUACAGCACCUGAAGAGACAGGACAAAUACCCUCAGCUGCAGAGAGCACAAUAAAAAGCUUUUCAAGUUCCUCUCAAAAACGACCUGUGACUGUGGACAAAUGUGAAGUCUCUGAGGGAAAAGGAAAUACUGAUGCUGUUUCCAUUUGUAAAAAGCAAAAGGUUACCCUGAAAGAAGUAAGAAACGGACAAAAGACAAUAUCCAAGAAUCCAAGGACUACAGCAUCUCCUCCCAAAGAGGAAGACAAAACAGGAACAAAUUCAUUUGACAGUCUGAAAAGAGACUCUGCAUCUCCAGAAAUGGUCAAAAGACAAAGUUCAAUACCUGGCUCACUGUCACCUUCUGAGAGCAUACAAGACACUUGUACACAAAAGUCAGGAAGCAAAACGGAGCCAACAGAUAGCUCAUGUCAUGGUUCAGAGUAUCUCACUGCACAGCAGGGAAACUUCAAUGUCACAAAGAAAAGAAAUAGGAAUUUUAGUGCUGCUGAAACAGAUGAUAAGGAAGACCGUCCUUUAGUAACUUGUGACCAAAAGGAUAUAGAUGCCUCUUGCUCACCUGACAAUAUUCCUGCACAGAAGUUGCAUGAAAACCCUACAGAUCACACACAGAUCUGUCCUUCAAACAAAAGAGCAGGAAAUGAUGACUCUCUUGUGCCUAAUAUAUCAGCACCGACUUCCCAUUCUGUGAGGGCCAACCAUAGCAAUCUUGAAAUGAAUGACACGGGCUUUAAACAUGAAGAUAAUGAAGUACUAGAUUUGUCUAUCAAAGAUUAUAUAUGUACCAGCUCUCCAGAACCUGUGUGUAUCCAGGAGAAAAUUCCUGUUCUGCAGGUAGAUAAAACACAGCUUGUAAAAACUGAGUCACCGGAAAUGUGUGUAAAAGAUGCACUGAAUCCCAGUACCACACCGUUUGGUUCAUAUGGGAACUCAGCCCUUGAUGUGAGUCAAACAGAACAACAUACUCUCUCUGAACAGGAUGGAGAGAAUCCAAAAGUCCUGACUCAGAAAGUUAGUACAUCCUGGAACGCACCUCCACAGCCCGCAUGUACUGCAGUAUAUAAUUCUGAGCAUUCAUUUGGAACUUCAUAUCCGUACUAUGCUUGGUGUUUUUAUCAGUACAGCAGCAGCAGUGGCACUGCUGUUACUCACACGUACCAAGGGAUGACAACGCACGAGACACCUCCUCCUCCUCCUCCCAUGAUGACUGCAGUUGCAAGUUCUGUCCAGAACACACAUUUUAAUCAUUCGUACUCUGAACAUUUUAGUUCCUUUGCUAGGCAGCCGCAAGCAAAUGCCUUUACCCCAGGAAAUGGCUAUUCUCCAUUUCCCAUGCCUGUUUCUUACAAUUAUCAACAACCAGUUUACUCACGGUUUGCGUCUCAGCAGCUGCUACCACAAGCUGCAUAUCCUUGUCCUCCUAACCCAGGUCUGCUUCCACAAGGUCCCUGGACUCACGCUCCAUGGCAACAGAACCCAUUUCCGCCAAGGCAUUAAGAAUAAAUCUUUACUGAAAUAAAAGCAGUUUGUUUUCCCAAGCA
This is a messenger RNA of Onychomys torridus (southern grasshopper mouse), 9285 nucleotides long. RefSeq names its product testis expressed 15, meiosis and synapsis associated (gene Tex15). Gene Ontology annotation, biological process: male meiotic nuclear division; homologous chromosome pairing at meiosis; synaptonemal complex assembly. NCBI's taxonomy places the organism in Eukaryota, Metazoa, Chordata, Mammalia, Rodentia, Cricetidae. Gene Ontology annotation, cellular component: nucleus. The coding region runs from base 29 to 9241 and encodes 3070 amino acids. The record is from RefSeq and is a predicted model, not a curated record. The transcript is spliced from 10 exons.